CAGCCGAGCCGGGCGCGGGGCCGCGCUGUGAAGCCGCGGGCUCCGCUCCCCGCACCGAUGGAGCUGCAUCCCCGGGAUCCCGGCCGCACCGCCUGGGCACUGCCCUGCCUGCUGCUGCUCGCUCUGCCCGGUGCCGGUGCCCAGAGGGGUCAGGACUUCAAGCUGCACCAGCCCCAGGACAAGGUGUCGGUGAAAGCAGGGGAGACGCUCACCCUGAACUGCACCGUGUCUGGAUCCUUUGAAGCUGGUCCUGUGAAGUGGCUGAAGGGCUGGGGCACUGAGAACAGGACCAUCUAUGAGGACACUAUGGGCCGUGCUUCCCCCCGUGUGACGAGAGCAGUGGAAGAGUCCAACACAGACUUCACCAUCCACAUCAGGGAUGCUCAGCCCGAGGAUGUCGGCACCUAUUACUGCGUGAAGUUCCGCAAGGCCCUGGGCGGUGGGAAUGAGGUGUUUCAGCGUGGAAGUGGCACAGAGGUGUCUGUGCUCGCCAAACCCUCCACCCCGAUCGUGUCCGGGCCCAGCCAGAGAGCGGGACCGGGGCAAUCAGUGGCUUUCACCUGCACGGCUGGAGGGUUCUUUCCCGAAAACAUUGGUGUGAAAUGGUUCAAGUUACAUGAGCCGGAGAAGAGCAGCGAGGCCACGACCCAGGAAUCCGACCCCAACAACCUGACCUAUGCAGACCUGAACUUUGACAAGGAGAGGAAGACCAUCCGCCGGAUGGUGGAGAUGAGCCAGCAGUCGGAGUACGCCUGCAUCCAGACCAGCCAGGCCCCCAACGGCGGCGACGACAACCUCACCUACGCCGACCUGGACAUGGUGCAUCUCAGCAAGGCGCCCAAGCGGCCGGCCCCGCGCCCCGAGGAGGCCAGCUCUGAGUACGCCAGCGUCCAGAUCCCCAGGAAGUGAGCAGUGGCUGCUGGGACCCCCUGUCCCACGGGGGGCAGCUCUGCUCCUCCCCGGGAGGGUUCUCCUGGAAGCACUGGGAGCGAUGUGAAGAUGCGCUGCGGUACCUGUGUUUUAGGACGGAAGUGGAGCCCGUGAUACUGUGGGGGUCAUCUCCCAUCCACAGAGACCUGAUUUUUGGGGCCAGCUUGGUCUUAGGGCUGCCGGCUCCAUCCCCUCGGGACCCCCCUCGGGGGUCGCUUAGCCUCAGUGUGCCGGGUUUGCCCACGAGCGGGUUCAGCCAGCGGAGCAGCAGCUCCUUGGGAAGCUCGAGCUGGGCUGAGGGGACAGGUACAGUGCCUCCACACCAGCUCUCAUGGGGAUGCCACUGCCUGGCCCACGGCUCCCCGGGACCAGCAGGGCCCCCACACUGCCUUCUGGGGCUCUGCCACCACGCCUGGACACCACACUCUGGCUUUAAAGGAAGGACCGAAGCGUCCGCCUCUCUUCCCAAGUGUCCCUUCUGCGGGACCUCGGUCUCGCCCCAAGGCCAAGAGGCUGGAAGGCCAUCGAGCCGAGCCCCCACCCUGCCGUCCAGCGGGGCUCCAGGUCUGGCUCCCCAGCACCAAGUAUCCUUAUCAUCAUCAUCAUCAUCAUCAUCUUCCUCUGCACAGCCUUGCCCUGCACCGGGACCCACCAGCGCUGCCCCAGGCUUGUACAAAGCGUGCGGGGGUCCCCCCAGCCUGGCUCCCCGCCCCGGGAGCUCCCCGCAGGUACCAUGUAAUAUGUUUUGACUGUUUUGACAUGUAACUGUUAAUUUUUAGAGCUGAACUCCCCCCCGAUGUUUUGUGUUGUACGUGGGUGUACUGCUGUGUACUUAACACUAGAAUAAGAUGUGCAAGAUUAAGAACGAGGCCUCAGUAAAGACCCUCCAACCCCUACAGAGUUUAUAAGAGACUUAACAUGCCCCGCUCCCCAGCUCUGUCUUAGGGGCCAGGCAGGCUCCCCCCAGGCCACUCGUGAGGACAAAUGUCUUCUUCCAUGUGCCCCUCUCUGGGCCAACGUGCAGGGUCUCACCCUGUGUUGCCUCCUGCAGCAGAGGAAAUGCGUGGGGCUCCCCCCCUGGCAGCUGGCAGGGGGCUGAGGGGACCUGGGGAUGCUUUGGGAGCAAUGUGACUGCUUGUACAGACUUUUUUUGUUGUUUGUUUCUUUUUUUUUUUUUUCUUUUUGCUUGCAAGAUAUUUUUAUAAUAAAAGUGAAAAGUCCUGUGCUGCUCCCGCACA
This is a messenger RNA of Empidonax traillii (willow flycatcher), 2168 nucleotides long. Its product is annotated as tyrosine-protein phosphatase non-receptor type substrate 1-like. Gene Ontology annotation, cellular component: plasma membrane. The transcript has 5 exons. The record is from RefSeq and is a predicted model, not a curated record. Bases 58 to 909 code for a protein of 283 amino acids. Lineage: Eukaryota; Metazoa; Chordata; Aves; Passeriformes; Tyrannidae.